AUGAUUUCUCUUGAAGACGUCCUCAGUGCUGCGGAGAAGGAGAGCAGCGACCUGGUGUUUUCUCCUGACGACGCCUAUGAUGCCAACGAUGACACGGUUGACAGCCUGGCCGACGAUCCCUUCGCCUCGCGCUCACCUAUCCCCACCGAUCCCAACGCCCCUGCUGCUCAGCUGUUUCCAUCGGCUGACGACAUGGAGAAGGUUCUUUCCGCCUAUAACAGCGCCCCGGCAGCUGUAAGCGAGAUAGGCGUGGAUGAUCUCAAGGCGGCUCUGGAGGGGAAUGCGGACGCCGUGCCUGUGCUGAUUGACGUGAGGGCGCCAGAGGACUACAAGAGAGGGCACAUUCCCAGAGCUGUGUCAGUGUCUAUGGGGGAUGUGGUGGCAUAUGCUGCAGACGCUGGUUCUGGUCCUCUGGCCUUUGUCUGCUAUGCUGGAAACACAAGUAAGCGGGCAGCUAUGCAAGUGGCUGUAGCACUCGACUUGCCAUCAGAGUCUGUAUUGAAUGUAACUGGUGGGACAGCUGCAUGGGUGAAUGCAGGCUACCCACUUGAACAAUAG
Closterium sp. Yama58-4 is the source of this 558-nucleotide messenger RNA. The record is from the annotation of a GenBank genome assembly. Lineage: Eukaryota; Viridiplantae; Streptophyta; Zygnematophyceae; Desmidiales; Closteriaceae.